Molecule: messenger RNA, 725 nt
Organism: Penaeus monodon (black tiger shrimp)
Lineage: Eukaryota; Metazoa; Arthropoda; Malacostraca; Decapoda; Penaeidae
Product: mitotic apparatus protein p62-like
Source: RefSeq, a predicted model, not a curated record
AAUGGGAGGAGGAGGGGGAGGAAAAGGUGUCGGCAAAAAAAAGGGGAAAGACAGAAUGUUUGGCAUGCAGGAACAGAAUGCAUAUGAAAACACCCUCAUUGACCCAAGUAGCCGGGGUUAUGUGUACGAUGAAGUGGAUGACUUCGAGGAUGAAAAGGACAAAAAUGUUCUCGGUCUAACCAAGAGGCUCAUGGCUAGAAAUGAGAGCUCGAAGGAACAAGUUCUUGGUAUUGACUCAGGAUCAUCAGAGGAGGAGUUUGAGUACAGUGACACAGAUGAAGAGGAAGAAGAAGAGGAAGGAGAGGAUGAUGGGGAGCAAGAAAAGGAAGAUGAAGAUGAAGACGAGGAUGAACUGUAUAUGGAUGACGACAUUGAAGAUGAAGAUGAAGAGAGGUUGCCUGAUGACAGGGCCUGGGGCAACAAAAAGUGGAGGUACAUUGGCACAGACACAAGCGAUGAGAGGAUUCAGAGGAAGCUGUACAGGCAGGACGAAGAGUUGGCUAAAUUAGAGGAAGGACAGCAAGGAAGUUGCAAGAUCGUAUGGCUGCUGAGCUGGAAGACCUGGCAGCUGAGGAUCUCAUUCCACAGGAAGAGGACAAGGGAGAGGAUGACAAAAGCACACAGGUGAGAGUAGAGACAGACAUCUCAGGGCUCUCAAAGGCUAAGAAGAUGCAGCUGCUUAAGAGGGAGUCCCCUGAAUUCCUUCCCUCAUUGAGGAUAUGAAA